GGGGGGGGGGGGAGGGAAAAGAGGGUCGGGUGUACUCUUGUGGUUUAACAAAGAAAGACAGUUAAACACUACCGUCUCCCCCCGAACAUAACGCACCCUGAAAAUGAACGUAUACAAGGUGUCCUGCCAAGCGUUGGGUUCGGCCAAGUACGGCGGGCGAGUUCUCGGGGUUGACUUGCAAGCCGUGGCCAAACGAUUGCCGUUCUGUGACGGCCGUGUGCAGACGAUCCGCGCAGAUGCGUUUGACAUCACAGCAGCACACCUCCUGCGCAUCUCGCCGAACGGAUUCAAUGCUGUGCUUUCGGAUAUGUGCCCCUCCACAUCAGGAGCUUCUUCUGCGGACGUGGCAAGGUCUCUAAGCCUUGCUGCGAUCGCCUUUCAGCUUGCAGUAGGAUCGCAGAAGGGCUUGCCAAUUGACGGCGACACAGUUAAAGCGCAACCUGGAGGAGGAGGCAAUGCUGCAGACACAACCAGUGUUGGAUUAAAUGACAGGGAUGCAUUUAGUAACAGGGCUAUUAUUAGAUUUAAUAACAAGGGUGGAUUUGACAAGAGGGGUGGGUUUGAUGACAGGGCUGGAUUUGAUUACAGGGGUGGAUCUGAGAAGAGGGCUGGGUGUGAUGACAGGGGAAGCUCGGCGGAUACAGCAAAGGGCUCCUGCAGGGAAUUUGACUCUGGGGUGCUGGAGGGAGAAUUUCAUGAUGAUGAAUGUAGUAGCGAUAGGGGGGUGCUGGUACCAAAAGGGCAUAUGGUCAUAAAGCUUCUUGAAGGAUCUGGCACGCGAGAGUUUGGAAGACUGUGUCGAGGGGUUUUCAAUUCGAUCACAUGGGUGAGACCGGCAGCUACACGCUCAGCCUCCAGGGAGGUUUACUUGGUAGCAAAAGGGCGGAAGUGGUUGAGAUUGGUGGCCAUGAGUCUGAGUGUCGGGCUGUCUGGUUUCGACAAGCAGCAGUACCUACCGGCGGUGAAGAGCCUUUUGGAAGAUCCACUAUUACAAGAUGUGUCCAAGAAGCCGUCUCUGAAGGAAGUAGAAACGUUGAUCGCUAUGGAUCUUGGAAAUGCGAUGCGGCUCACGAUAAAUCGACUGGAUGGAACGUCGUUUGAAGUGAUGGUCUUGGAUAAUGCGACUGUCGGGGAUCUGAAGAUGGCCAUCGAGAAAGCAUUCAGGGACAACAAGACGCUGAGUAGUCGGCAAUGUCGGAUCUCAUGGCGAUAUCUGUGGGGUCAUUACUGCCUUUCAGCAGACGGGCAGCGAUUGCUAGAUGACAAGGCACCGCUCCAUAGAUUUGGAAUAACAAAUAUGGCACUCCUUCAGUUUGCGCACCAUAUCUCCGGCAAGGGGGGAGGGAAACACUCGCGACCAAGGAAGAGGCGGUUCUUUCGUCGGAAUGAGGCCGGAGAUUGUCGACGGCACGGAAAUCUCCCAACAGCAGCUGGAAAGCCUGAUGACGCUCGGGUCGGGGAUUCCCAAGCACGUGAGGGUGAGGGACAUCCCGUGGGGGAGUGCGAUGUGAUGAUGAAGCACAGCACAGCUGGAAAGCAGAGCAAAAGGUGAAUGUAUGACGGCAAAGCACAACGGCUGGAGAAGCAGAGAGGGAAAGAGUAGUAGGACGGAGAAGCACAGCUGGAACACAGAGCAAGAAGAUUGAGAGGGCGAGAGGGGCGAGAUGUGGUGGGACGGCAGGCAAAAGGUCUUCUUUUGCUCCUGGAAGCGUGUUUAGAGAAGUCUGCAUUGGCUCUGCAUAGCUAAGGAGAGCACAGCUUUGGUGCCGUGUAGUCCCUUUGUGACAUUAUACAAGAUGACAUCAUUCGCUGAUCUCCGCCGACAGGGGCCUGUGUUUAUUCUUACGCUGAAAGGCACUGAUGAGCACAGGCUGAACCCCGACACGAUGCAGCUUAUCAAUAAAGCACUGGAUGAAGU
Messenger RNA from Chara braunii, 1918 nucleotides. The record is from the annotation of a GenBank genome assembly. Lineage: Eukaryota; Viridiplantae; Streptophyta; Charophyceae; Charales; Characeae.